CUAAAACUUGUGACGUUCAAAUUAUGCGACAUAGCGUGUUAUCCGUGAAGGACACGGAGAAUCAAGUGGGGGGGAUUGAUAUGAAAUAACUUCAGAUACAGCUUCGGGUUUUUUCCCUGGAAAUUGUCAUCAUGGCGGUGUUAUCAUUAUCUCGGACUCUGCGCUCACUGGCUCUCUCCCGGCCUGUUUUGUUACCCUACCAGACGGCGGUCCGCUCUCAGGUCUUAUCUCUACGAACCUGCUCUGGCUUAUGGGGCUCAUGUUUAGAACAGUGGAGAGGCUUCCUGACUACAGCCAGUCUGGAGCAGAACAGAACCGCAUGGAAAAACAGGGAGAAGUACACCAUCCGACCUAUUGGCAUGAAGAAGACUGGAGGCAGAGAUCACACGGGGAAAAUUCGUACGCACGGCAUUGGAGGAGGCCACAAACAAAGAUACCGUUGGAUUGACUUCCAGCGUCUCCGCUACCAACCAGGCAAUGAGGAGAAGGCCUUCGAGGAGAAGGUGGUGGAGGUUCGGUACGACCCCUGCAGGUCAGCAGAUAUAGCUCUAGUGGCUGGGGGCAAUAGGAAGCGUUGGAUCAUUGCUACGGAGAACAUGCAAGUUGGAGAUCUCAUUAAAACCUCUGGGACUAUAGGCCGCAUGGCUGUCGCCGCUAAUGAGGGAGACUCGUUCCCCCUGGGAGCUCUUCCCGUUGGAACUCUGAUCAACAACCUGGAGCUGUAUCCCGGGAAGGGAGCCACCUACAUCCGCGCUGCCGGUACAAGCGGUGUGUUACUUCGUAAGGUCAACGGAACAGCAAUUGUCCAGCUGCCAUCAAAACUGCAGGUGCAGGUGAUGGAGACUUGCAUGGUCACAGUGGGACGAGUGUCCAACGUCGACCAUAACAAACGGAUCAUCGGUAAAGCCGGGAGAAACCGUUGGCUUGGCAUUCGUCCCUCCAGCGGCUUGUGGCAGAGGAAAGGAGGCUGGGCCGGACGUAAGAUCAAACCACUUCCCCCCAUGAAGAGUUACGUUAACAUGCCGUCAGUGUCUGCCAACUAACAAAGACUCUGGUGUUUGUCCUCAGCGUCUAUCAAUCUGCAAGGGUUUUAAAACUGUAUUUUGCGAUCUCCGUUGCAUACUCUUCAUGUCCUCUACUCUUUGACUGGGUUUAUAUACAAAAUGUGUACCUUUUUUUUUUUUUACCAGGUUGACUGAGAAAACAUUAACAUCUGGGAGCAAUUAGGGAUAGCUGCCUUGUUCGGGACAUCAUAUUUCUCAAUUUGCUGUCUCUGGGGUUGUUCAGAUGCUUUAGUCACUGGGCUACCUAACCCUCAUUCUCUUCCUAUUUGUUUGGAGAAGGUGACGAGGAUGUGGGGAGUACUACAUUGAGAUCUUUCUAUUGUGAACCCUAAACAGGAUGUUGUUGGCUUAUGAUUCAACAAUAUUGGCAUUACGAAUGCCAUCUUCACCUCUCGCUUAUCUGUUAGUUUAACUGAGGUAGUGAUACUGAAGAGCUUUUCUUGUUAGUGAUGCCUUUGUAAGAUACAAAACUGUCAGUUAUUUGUUCGGCCAAUGGGUGUGACAAUGUUUUGGACAUUACAUUUAAAGUAUUAAAUUGCAUUUUAAUUUGCUUUUUUUAUUGCCAUAACAAUGUGUCAACAGAACAAUAUUAACAAUAGAAAAUUAUAAGGUUAGGCUCCCAAGUCACCCCAUUGUGUGACCGCUGCGUCAUUGCAGACAGGCGUGCUAGUCCUGGAUGUGGCAUACCGACAGUGACCGUGAGUUAGCUCAGUCUAGGCCCGUGUCGGGUGUCGAACAGGGCUACCUUUACUCCUGGUGGUCUAGCGAAUCCUUAUGAUAUUUUGUGCACGCUCAAAGGGUGGUUGUUGUCCAGAAAACAAGCUCUCCUCCAAGUGUGCAUGUACUUGGCGAAAUCUUGGUUUCAGAAAGCAGUAUGAUAAGCAGAAAGGCUUGCUGAGGUAUGAUCUUGUCUCUUCUCAGCAACUCUUUAGCAGUUACAAGGGAGUCAAAGAUUGAGAAGUGUCCUCACAAAACUGGGAUGGGUGAAAAACGGAGUGAAAUCAUUUGUCUACAAUUGCAAUGACAUAAUAAAAUCAACAGUAAUCAAUUUAUAAUGUUAAUGGUCUUGUUAAUGUAAAACAAAUAAUAAUAUAUAGCUAUUGGAUAGACAAUGGACUAGAUCAAAUGGUGAAUAAAGGGAGGUGCUUUAAUACAUGUCUACAUUAUAGAGGAAAAAGCAACAUUCUUAUUCAUUUUAUUGCAUUUAUUGUCACUCACUGUGCCUCUUGUGGCAGGCUGUUAUGAGUCCUUAACUAGUGAAUUUGAGCUUGUCUUAUAGGAUCCCAUCAGGUCUGCGUGUUUGUUGAGGGCAUGAUGUCUCUUCAUAGAGCUCUUUCUCAGCAUUGAAAUGUCUGAAGUAUUGGUCGUGAUGGAGGAAGAAGCAGUGAGGGUUAAAAAAAAGCGGCAAGUUCUGAACCAACUAGGCCUUUAUUUCACACGUGCUAUGUUGAUUUAGUGAUCCCAAUUAAUGAUACAAAUGUAAAAACUACUGUUUUUCAGAAAUACACGCCCAUAGUAAAUAUUGAA
Molecule: messenger RNA, 2591 nt
Organism: Esox lucius (northern pike)
Lineage: Eukaryota; Metazoa; Chordata; Actinopteri; Esociformes; Esocidae
Gene: mrpl2
Product: mitochondrial ribosomal protein L2
Exons: 1
Coding region: 132-1043 (303 amino acids)
Biological process (GO): cytoplasmic translation
Cellular component (GO): ribosome
Molecular function (GO): structural constituent of ribosome; RNA binding
Source: RefSeq, a predicted model, not a curated record